AUGCCGUUUCCAGUACCAUCAUGGGAGACUCCGUUUGGGGUCCAGCUCUGGCCCGUCUUUGACCAAACGGUGACUUUUGCCACCCAGGGGAAAUUCCAGCCUUCGAAAUUCGCGUUUGUCGCUGGGGAGUUGCCGCUUUCGACUUUUGCACCCGUGGCAGUGGCCAUCGCCGUCUACUAUCUCGUGAUAUUUGGCGGCGACUACAUCUUCAAGACGUACAAAGUCAGGCCGUUUGUGUUGAACGGGUUGUUCCAAGUGCACAAUCUUUUUUUGACCACCUUGUCGUUGACGUUGUUGACGUUGAUGGUUGAGCAGUUGAUCCCCAUGAUCCACCGCCAUGGUCUUUUCUACGCCAUGUGUUCGAAACACUCCUGGACCCAGGAAUUGGUUUGCUUAUACUACUUGAACUACAUCACCAAGUUUAUCGAGUUUUUCGACACGGUGUUUUUGGUUGCUAAGCAAAAAAAGUUGACCUUUUUGCACACUUACCACCAUGGUGCCACUGCUUUGUUGUGCUAUACUCAGUUGGUCGGGGCCACCUCGAUCUCGUGGGUGCCAAUUUCGUUGAACUUGGGCGUUCACGUGGUGAUGUACUGGUACUAUUUCCUUGCUGCCAGAGGAAUUAGAGUGUGGUGGAAAGAAUGGGUGACUCGUUUCCAAAUCAUCCAGUUUGUGUUGGAUUUGGCGUUUGUUUACUUUGGCACCUAUCAGAAGAUCAUCAUUACUCAUUUCGGCGGUGGCAACAAGUACACGCCUACAUGUGGUGAUUGUGCUGGAACAAUGUUGGCUGCUUACUUGGGGUGCGCCAUCUUGUCGUCGUACUUGGUCUUGUUUAUCGGGUUUUACAUUGACGUUUACAAGAAGAACACGUCCAGAAAGGCCAAGAUUGUCAAAGCCGUCAAGGGCGGAGUCGCUGCCCAGGUCAAUGAAUACGUCAACGCUAGUGGCAGAGAACAAACCCCCGUGCCUGAACUCAAUGGCAGUGUCCGUUCCCGAAAAGCUUAG
Messenger RNA from Lodderomyces beijingensis, 1005 nucleotides. The record is from the annotation of a GenBank genome assembly. NCBI's taxonomy places the organism in Eukaryota, Fungi, Ascomycota, Pichiomycetes, Serinales, Debaryomycetaceae.